Molecule: messenger RNA, 525 nt
Organism: Cylicostephanus goldi
Lineage: Eukaryota; Metazoa; Nematoda; Chromadorea; Rhabditida; Strongylidae
Source: the annotation of a GenBank genome assembly
AUGACAUACUCAAGAGUGUUCGAGUUUCAGCCGGAUAACUUGAUAUCACGCGCAGCAUCCGCAGCGCGGCCGUCACCACCGGCACAGGAUGACAUUCCCGACCUUGCAGCUUUGCGAGAAAUCGCGAGACAACAAGAGGAAGCUUUGCGCCAGGCGGUAGAGCAGCAACAGCACGGAUAUGUUGAACGGAAGCAUUCAUGGCAAAAUGAUGCUCUGUCGAAGAGUGCACACUCGUCAGCCGGUUCACUUGUCAGCAGCAAGUCCGUGGAUGUCCUUCAUAAAACUAAUGCGAAUCCUUCGAGAAUUCCUGCUCCUACGCGUCUGCCCAGGAAGACUGGAAUACCUGCACCAGCAAAAAGAGAUCGGGCUACUCAGACGGAGUUGGAGCUGCUGUACGCUGUGCUUCGGCCGUCCCACAGCCUGCCGACGAUGACGAGUGCUUCUGAAGAUUCUGUUGCGUUCAAAUCACUUGUGAUGUCCUUUUCCAGCAUGUCAUUUCCACGAAACGGAGGUAACACUUCGUGA